CGUUCUGGAAGCUGCUUGGCGCGUAGCAGCGUUCGUGUCACGCCUUCAUUUUUUUUUACGAAUUAAAAUUGUAACAUUUUAAACUGAAUGUCGUCGUAACUGGUCAACAUAUGUGUUUUUUUGUUUUGUUUUAAACGUGUAAGUAAUAGUGUUGCUGCGGUUUCGCUGAAGAACUUCACUACCUCAGGGGUCUUGAGGUAUCUGCGCCCUCGGCAGCGCUGUGUAUCAUGACGUCCCCCCAGAGUGUACUAUCGAGUGCGCUGUGCGUGCUGCUGCUGGCGGAGCUGUUGGGCGCCACUCAGCAGCAGCAGCGCGACCACUACGAGGUUCUGGGCGUGCCACGCUCGGCCUCGCAGCGCCAGAUCAAGAAGGCGUUCCACCGGCUCGCCAUGGCGCACCACCCCGACAAGAACAAGAACCCCGAUGCAGAGGCACGCUUCCACGAGAUCGCCGAGGCCUACGAGGUACUGUCUGACGAGAAGCGGCGCCGCGACUACGACACGUUUGGGUGGCGUGCGGGUGCUGGCGGAGCGCCAGGCAGCGGCUUCAAACAGCAGCAGCAGCAACAGGGGGCGGACUUCGACUUCAACUUUGACGACUUCUUCCGGCACUUCGACGACGCGCCCAACUUUGACUUCGGGAGGCAAGCGGGAGGAGGAGCCGGCAGUCGCGCCGACUCAACGUUCGGCUCGCACCACCAGCGGCCCCGGCGCGCGUCCGCCCGGCAGCAGUUUUUCGACACAAACGGCCUGUUCGAGGAGCUGUUCAGGGCCGACCCGCUCGCCGACUCCAUCUUCAGCGGCGCCAGCGCCAAGGCUGGGAGCAGGGGGCACGCUCACGCGCACGCUCACGCUAGCGCGCACACUAACGCGCACGCUCAAGCGCACGCUCAAGCGCACUCGCAUGGCGGCGCCAGGUCGCAGCACUGCCGUACGGUCACACAGAGAAUCGGAAACAUGGUGACGACCUACACGGAGUGCUCGGGGGCAUGACACUGUCCAGCCCCCCCCUCCCUGCAAGCCCCAACCUUUCCCCACCUGCCCCCUCAUCAUCUCACCCAACCCCACGUAAGUGCUCAAGUGUUAUCGAGCCGCAUGCGGCAACAAACUUUCUUAAGCAGGUUGCUAAGUGGCUCAAGGAGUUUCUAAUGGCCAUGCCAGAGUCACUGAGCUGGCAACUGCUUGAGACCCUAGGUUUGAAUCUGGGUUGCGGCAGCCUCCCUGUGAUGAUUAAACUGCCUUCUCAAGUGUAGUGAGCUGUUGGUCUCUGCCAGUAUCACCAAUGACUGCACAAAAACUUUUUAAUUUUAUUUCGUACAAUUCGGUUUAUUUCAACUCUUGAGGACAAAAAAAUGCAGUUCAAUAAGACAUAGCCGAAACAUUAUUUGCAGGGCAUGUAAAUAGUGUGUUCCUCGUGUGGAUAAAGUCGGCUUAUUUCAGUGAUUUGAUUUGCCAAGUAGUUCUUAGGUGUCAUCUUCUGGGGUCAUUCUUGGACACAAGGUGGUACAUUUUUCCUUUCUUAUUUACAAACUUUCUAUCCGCGAUGUUGGCUGUCCACGAAUCGCAUCUGGAACUUUACUCGGCAACAUCGAGUUUUAGAAGCAUCUGCCGACAUUGCACGUACGAUGUUCGUAGACCGAUAUCUGCAAAUUUAGCUAUUCACAAGCAUUUUCGGAAUGUAUUGCUCGUGAAUAACGAGGGAAUACUGUGCACUGUUCCCUGCAAGAGUUGUGAUUGGAAAUUCCUUCGUAAGAUGACACCACAAAUAUCACAUUUCAAAUAUAAUCGGGAGAGCGGAAAAACAAGCUGAACUUAAACCGAUGAGUUUAAACCUAUCAGUUUUACAUUUCUAUGAUAAUUGCCGCUACAGCUGCUAAUUUAUUUGCGGCGGUCGCCUGUCCGUGUUUUGCGACCUGUGCUUUCCCCGUGCCCUCCUCUCACCGGGGCCCACCCGUGAGCCCAAGUGACACACGGAGGAACGCGCGGUGGAGCGUGAUGGGGCUUUAACGCAGCUCCCGACAUACGUAAAGUUUUUGGGGGGUGGUGUGCGGAGUGGGGCAGUUUAUUCACCGUGACCAGACUGUGGUAAACAUCGGGGGGGGGAGGGGGGUGGCCGGCGAAGUGCGACGGGUGAAGCCGUGGUCGCCAUGAGCACAGUUUCAUCGCCCAGUCAAACAAAUUCCUUGCUUAUUAAGCAGGGCCACGUGACGCAGGGUGCCUUGCCGCUGAUCCCUGGGUCUGGACUGUGGCCAGGACGUGCCAAGUAUCGGUGUACCCAAGAAGCAUAUGUGUGAGCAUGGGUACACGUGUGUGAGUGUCUGUGGUGCAUCUACUGGUCAUCUCAGUCAGCCAACCCAUGGCACCUGGGUCUGUCCCGGGACCUGUCAGCGAGCCUUCGACACUUCACGUGGCCUCAAAGUGCAUCUGGCCUGGCACAGGCGCCGUGGUGACGUCACCGUCACUUAGUGGCAAAUGGCGGGUAUUGGUAUUGGUGUCCCCGUGUGAGUGUCCGUGUUCCUUGUGUGCCUUUGUGUAUCCAUUUGUCUCCCAUGUCAACCUCAUGACCUGUGUCUUUGUCCCCAUGUGUCUCUGGUCCCAGUCCCCAUGCAUGUCUGAACCCUGUGUAUUUUUUCCCUCCCGUGUCCUCAUUCCCAUGUGUCUGUGUCUCGCGUUUGUCACGUUAUGCGUCUGUCGUUCUGUCUAUCCCUAUUGAGUUGACCGCGUUGUUGACCGUAGCCUCUGAAAGCCAAGUGCAAUAAUGAAGGUAAUUUUUAAUUACUAAUUAACUUAAAGCGCCCGCCGUCUGGAGGUGUGCGCGUACUAUAGUCGUGGAUUGUUAGUGAUGGGACACGUGCAUUAUUACAUUUUACUAAGCGGAACGUGAGAAUCCUGAGCCUCGGUGACCGCUUCUACACGAGUUAAACCAGUUGAUCGCAACCGUUUUCACCAAACCAAUUCAGCUUCGUGCCCGAGAUGGGUUAAAUUCACAGCGGUUUCACAAAAAAACUAGUUUUACUUGGUAGCAUACGAAAUAGCGAAAACCAAAUCAAACCUGGAAUGCGCCCGAUCUCAUCCGAUCUCGGAAGCUAAGCAGGCGCGAAGCAUGGAUAGUGCUUGGAUGGUUGAUCACCGAGCAUUAAAAAAACAAACGUAGGCUGCUUUGGGGUUAGGUGGUGGGCAGCAGAGGGCAGUGCAGCAAAAAUCAUUGAACUGGACCAUGCCCCCACGUCGACGCUUUCCACCUUCAACCCACACUGGCCAGCGUGGUUAGGUGUCGUCAAAUAAUCAUCCCGCGACCCGCAUGGCGUGUGGAAGCCCUCAUCCAACGGUGGAUUGGCAAAUGUGGCCGUCUAUGUACAGUGUACGAGUUGAGCAAAACGUUUGAACCGGUUUAUUUUGUUGCGUGUAGAAAGGGCCGCCGCUGCUGCUGUUGGAGCGCUCGAUUGUGAGCGAGGAUUGUUCCUGAAGCAGUGUGGAGAGAGAGUGUUCAAUAAAACGAUGAAGCUC
This is a messenger RNA of Lethenteron reissneri (Far Eastern brook lamprey), 3506 nucleotides long. It is a transcript of the gene DNAJB9, whose product is annotated as DnaJ heat shock protein family (Hsp40) member B9. Gene Ontology annotation, cellular component: endoplasmic reticulum. NCBI's taxonomy places the organism in Eukaryota, Metazoa, Chordata, Hyperoartia, Petromyzontiformes, Petromyzontidae. Gene Ontology annotation, molecular function: protein-folding chaperone binding; misfolded protein binding. The record is from RefSeq and is a predicted model, not a curated record. Gene Ontology annotation, biological process: ERAD pathway.